CCCAACUUGGAGAACAUCAGCCAGCGGAGUCGCGAAGAGGGAGAUCAUCAGAGCUCACCCGCUGCGCAAAAGCUCAGAGAGACAUCAUCGCGCUAGAUUGACUCAAGGCAAGAGGACGAGAUGGGGAGGAAGAAGGGCGUCGCCGAGUUCGAGGAAUCGCCGCCGGAUGACUUCGAUCCGUCGAGUCCGUACAAGGACCCGGUGGCGAUGCUGGAGAUGAGGGAGCACAUCGUGAGGGAGAAGUGGAUCGCCAUUGAGAAGGCCAAGAUUCUGAGGGAGAGGCUCCGCUGGUGUUAUCGCGUCGAAGGUGUCAACCACCACCAGAAAUGCCGUCGCCUCGUCGACGAGUACCUCGAGUCCACCCGUGGCAUCGGCUGGGGGAAGGACCAUCGCCCUCAUUCUUUUCACGGUCCCAAGGCCGAAGCCGUGGAGUCCGAGGAGUAAAGGAUUGCUUCUUCUCAAGGUACCUCUUUGACCUUUGUAUUCGAAUUUCCCCUUCUCAAUUCUGUCAUUUCCCAGUUUUUUUCCGAUGUUAUGGAUGAAUGUUGUUUCUCUGGUCAUAGAACUAUUCAGAACUUGAUUUCUGUGAGUAUUAGUUGUUUUCUAAUGAUAUGGAUGACUAUCAUUAGCAUAAAACUAACGGGGAAAGUGAGCUCCUUUUGCUUUUGUUUGGUGGAGCCAUUCUUGUGUUUGUAGUUAGAUUUCAAGUCUGAAAUGUUUAUUUGAUGGCGAGAGUUUGGAAGCAAGUGUAAACUCAGGUGAAAACUAAGUAACUCGUCUUACCCUAUGAAUUGAAUUAUGCUCAGGUUCUCUUCUAAAAUUCGAUUCUCCAUUUUAGCUCAAUGAACAUGUCCUGAAGAAUUGUUAAUGAACUUUAGGCUUAUGAUAUCGAUGUUGAGGUGAUUGAUAUUUGGAUGUGAAUACUGAUGGUCAUCAUCAAGUCUCCAUGAGAUACUUAUGUAUCAGGGUAUUAUGUUGGAAUGUAAACCAGAGAGUGUAAAAGCAAAUCAUGACUAGCAAGGCAAGCCCUUAGUAGUGACUUAUUGUUUUAGUGGUGGUGCGUCAUACUGUUUGUUGUGUUCAAUGUGUGGCUAAACUAGCCAUGAUUCAUCAUCUUGUCUGUAUGGAUGAUUCUAUUGAUUGUGGGAAGUUCUUGGUUCCUUUCAGACUGAUUCCGAGAGUUUAUAAUCGCUCAGAAUUUUUGGUGGAAGGAUAAGUGAUUUUAAAAUGAUUGCUUAAUUAGUCAAUUGUGAAGACCAGUGUUAAAAGAAUGCAAUGAAAUUUAGAAAUCUGUAUUGAUGGUUGGGGAGGAUAAUAAAGCAUCCAUGUUGUAAAAAUGUUCACCUAAGAACUGCUUGUGGAUGAUGAGGCUAGGCAUCUGUUUAAAAUGUGAAACAUUGGGUGUUGCGGGUUCACUAAUAGAUAACUCUAUACAGUUGAAUUUUUCAACAAGAAAAGAGCCAGAAGUACUGGAUAUUCCAUAUGGGGGUUUUGUACCGUGAAACAGUAGAUAAUACCCUACACCUAUUUGUAUUUACCUUUUUAGUAAAUUGAGCUCCUUCUUUGUUUGAAGACGAAGAAGUGAAGAAACAAAAAAUCACCUCAGAUUUUGGGUUCACAUAGAAUAAUAUAGGGCAGUGUUGUUCUGUAUGAUCCUGUAGAUGUGGUAAGAAUGGUGUCUGCACAUUAGUGUUAACCCAGUUGCUCGUAUGCACAGUAGUCCAAGCAAAGCGACCCGGUUGAUUAAGAUAUACAAUUUCAUUACGCCUCCAACAAAUGCAAUUCCAAGCUCUAUUGAGACAGAAAAGAAAGUGAUUCCUCAAUUAUGGGUGUGGAGUCUCAAAUCUGAAUUAAAAUUUGAUUGUGCUAGGCAGCCUUCAAAAGAGGAUAGGCUAUGGGUCACUGAGCCCCAUUAUCAACGCCAUGCUGUGUUGCAUUGGCUAAUAGAUUUCCCCUGGUUAUGCUUUGUGACCGAGAAAAAGAUGCUUCUGUAGUUCUUCUUGUUGGCUUGUAUUUGGUCACUUUUUUUAAAAAAAUCCUGUCUUUUUUUCCCCUUCUCAUUCUGAUGUCUGCAUGAGGGCUGCACAGCCUAGCUACUUACGGAAGAUGCCUGAUGAUAUAGUUAAUGGUUACGAUUAUGGUUAUUUGGUUAAACUUAUCAAUGCCGUAAUAGAUUGAAAACGUUGCCUUCAGUGGGAAUCUUGGUAACUAUUUGAAUGGCAUAAUGCAUGUGAAGUUUUGAACUAUGGGAACUGAACUUGGUUCCAAAGCAGAGAAACUAAAUCCGUGUUGAUUUAUUUCUGUUGCAGAUGGGCCACAACGCUUAGAGAUCAAUGAUGGGGACUGAAGCAGUGCAAUCCCUUACUAUUUUAAGUUUGAUAUAUUGUUGUUAAUGUUUUGCUUCUUUUGGACUUUGACUAUAUAUCCGCAAACAUUUCUCUUGGACCUUGAUCUAGGCUGGGAUUCUGUCAUAAGCUGGAUUACUAGCUACGCAGCUGUAAGGAUGGAAAUCACAUCUUUUGUGUGGAUAAACCUUCUUCAUGAAUGAAUGUAGCUCAGAUGAAUGAACUUCUCAGUGAUGACCGCUUGUCAUGUUGGUGUUUACUCUAAUCAUGUUCUCUGCUAAUUUGGGAUGGUUGGGAUUGCCCUCGUUGCCCGUGGAGGCGGGGAUCUCAGUGAUAUCUAAUGUAUUGCAGCUGCUGCUGGAAUUUAUCACUGAUGGAAAUGUCUUUUGGGAAACUAUUGUCAGCAGAAUGAUGGAGUUCUGGUUUGGUUUUCAAUAUUUUUUAUAUGGGUAAAUGCCACAUUUGAUCAUUGAGAUUACUAAAUUGUGUCAUUUUUA
Molecule: messenger RNA, 2842 nt
Organism: Linum trigynum
Lineage: Eukaryota; Viridiplantae; Streptophyta; Magnoliopsida; Malpighiales; Linaceae
Source: the annotation of a GenBank genome assembly